UAUGUCACUUGAAUUUUCAUUAUUCCAUUCAAACGCAAAUUCGCAUCAAUAGCGAUGUGACCAAAAAUAGAAUACAAUAAAAUGAGUGCAAUAUUAAAAUUCAUCCGUGAAAACCACAUACUGGCGGUCAUAGAACAGGCUAUCGCGAAAAAGAAGUCCCGGUUGAGUUUAAAUUCUUUCGAAAUCAGUGAAAUACCAUCGCUACUUUACUCGUGUUUGGAAGUUGAACAUCUUUAUUUACACAUAAAUAACAUAACAAGUGUGCCAGUGCAGAUAACACAGCUAUUAAACUUAACUACGUUGACCCUGGAUUAUAAUAAUAUAAGUUCUUUGCCCGCGGAAAUCGGAAACUUAAAGAAUCUUAUCAAUCUAAAUAUAAGUUAUAAUCCCUUGCAUAUUUUGAUACCAGAGAUCGGUGAUUUGGAGAAUUUGGAAGCUUUCUGGUGUAAUAGGAUAGGAUUGAGGGAAAUACCAAAGGAAAUUGGCAAGUUAUCGAAACUAGAUACUUUCGGAGCCCGUGGAAAUGAGCUUAAAACUAUUCCUAAAGAAAUGACUGUACUUACUAAGUUGAGAUGGCUGACCCUAGAAUACAACCAAAUAGAAUCUCUACCACCCUGUAUGGAUAAUAUGGAGUCUCUGGUGCACUGCAACAUUAAACAGAACCGUCUCAAGGAGUUCCCAGCAUCCUUGCUCAAGUGUCCCGAACUUAUGUACCUUCAGUUGAACCACAAUCAGAUAACAUGUCUACCAGAUGGUUUCGACGUGAUACCAACAAUGGCACUAGAAAUGAUCGACCUUAGACAUAACCCGAUCUGUGAACUUCCACACCCGGAACAUUCCCUAGUACGCUACACGGAGGAAAUCCCCUCAGUCGUAGUCCAAGAGCUAACUCCUUCAUCAAGCAGUCGAGGCCACGCCGCUCAAGCGCUAGCAGCCAACGCCACAGCUCUUAGACUACCCGCAGUGCCCGCGCCCAGACACGCCGACCCUCUGAUGAUAGCAGACAUAGAGAUAGACGGUUCCUCGAUUGAAGAUUCGGAGGAUUGGGAGAAUAGCGUCAACAGCUCAGAACUAGAUGUUCAGUACCAGAGCGAUGAUGAAAGGGCUGAUAACGAGGUCGUAAAUUUUUUUCAGGCGGUCGGGAUGGUGUUGCCAGAGCUAUCUCGAUAUGCUACCACUGCGAGUUAAAUUCCACUGACAACACUGAACAGCGACCAAACAAAUACAAGCCAGGAGAAAAUUACCACGCGAUUGAAAAAAUCCAAAAAAUAGAGCCAGAUUAGAAACUUGCAAAAAGCUUACAAAAAAUUACUCGAUGAUGUACAAGAUUUCAGAAAAAAAAUCUGAAAACUACCACUACAAGCAAACUUAUUACCACUGGCAACACUAACGCACUGGGAAACAAAUGAAAGCUACCAUUCAAAAUAAAAAAUUGUAUUACCACCACUAAAAGUGGCCAAACAAAAAAGACCAAAAAUGUUGAUAUCCAGAUUAUAAUUUAAUUAAAAUAAGCUAUUAUUUAAACAAAAAACGUUUUUUGUUUUAAGUUAUUUUACAUGUGAUAUCUUAAUUUUUUCAGUGAAACCAAAAUGUGAAUAGGUGAUUAAUCAUAUUUUUUUCUUUCUUUAGACACUUGUCCCACCGCCGACGAGGAAGCGACUAGCUAUCGACAAUUUUCUCGCUCAAGAAACGUACAAUCGAUGUAUGAUGCUGUGUCAGAAAAAGUGAUAAAUAUAUUAAUAGUUGAUAUCUGAGUGUGCAUAUUAUCGUGCGAGAACUCUCUUCUAUC
Molecule: messenger RNA, 1789 nt
Organism: Maniola jurtina (meadow brown)
Lineage: Eukaryota; Metazoa; Arthropoda; Insecta; Lepidoptera; Nymphalidae
Product: leucine-rich repeat protein soc-2
Exons: 6
Coding region: 82-1188 (368 amino acids)
Molecular function (GO): protein binding
Source: RefSeq, a predicted model, not a curated record